CGGUCAAACAGGAAGUGAGGAGAUACUGAUGGCGCCCGACUAGAAUGGAGGAGCAAUUAUCGCGUACAACUUCUUAUACAGUUUUGUCGUGUCUACUAAGUCAUAAACAAAUUCAACUCGCAAUACACAAUGGAAGGGGAGAUAGAGGUGGAGAGCAGCAGUGAUGUGGGUCCGUCGGGGUCCGGGAUGGAGGAGCCGUCGGAGAGUGGUAUGGGCAUGGAGUCGUCGGAGGCCAUGUCUGCAGACAGCAGCGACGCAGCGGCGCCACACGCCUCACGCCACCACAGCCAGCACCGCCAUGGGCACGGUCACCAUGGCCAGGCCCCAGAGUCAGACUGCCAUGUGGGACAAAGCUCAGAGGGUAUCCCGGCGUUCUUACCAGAGACCAGCUCCAGUACAGACGUCACCCACCACAGAGCCACCGUCCACCUCCCAGACUCCUCCUCUGUGGCCCAGUCCACCAGCGUCUCCACCGUAACCCAGUCCAUCCUGGUGUCCGGGUCGGCCCAGGUGACAGUCCACUCCAGUGCAGCGGUGUCAGACUGCGGGGGCAUGAUGGUGUCAGACUGCACAGCCUCUACCUCCUCAGACCUGGGAUCAGCCAUAGACAAGAUCAUAGAGUCCACCAUCGGACCUGACAUCAUGAACGGAUGUAUAGCAGUGACCAGUGCAGAGGACGGAGCUGCAGAGACCAGUGAGGGGCAGUAUUUGAUACUACAAGGACCAGACGAUGGGGCCCCUAUGGUGGCCCACAUGUCGUCCUCGGCUCUGUCCAGCCACCACCGCAUCGCCAUCGAGGCUCUGGGAGAGGGUCCUACCUCCACCUGCCACGACCAGGGGGACAUGCAGGAUAACCUGGAUCCAGACCAGCCCUCUGGGAGUCACUCUCACUCCGGCCACUACCCAGACCAUGAGGACCAGGACAACCAGCCACAGCACUCCCACGCCUCCCAGUACAUGGAGUGUAGCGGUGGAGAUGCGGACGGGCCUGAUCAGACUGGAGAGUCCUCCUCCUCGUAUGUAGACGAUGAGGAACCCGACCAGACACGUUCCUCUCGCUCCCUCGUCCGGUCCCGUUUCCCUGAGUACGGAAUAGUCGACAACUCUGGCCAGGACCUAAGGGGGUACGUGGAGUGUAGUGGUAGCGGUGCCACCGACUCCAACCCCUCGUCCCCUGCCCGCCUACGACACACCCACUAUAUGGUGGACUGCAGCGCGGGGACGGGGGCGUACCUGGAGUGUGCCGGGGACGAGGAAGAGGAUUCGAUGCAGCACCACUCUCGGAGCCACAUCGACAGCAGCAGCAGUGCUAACCAUUCCCAGAAUCACCAAACUCUGUCUAACCACUCCCAGAGUCACCAAACCCUGCGGCAGUAUGUGGAGUCCGGGGCUGCAGUUGCAGAUUCAGAGCAGCCCGGUUGUUCCAACUCCCACUCUCAGAGUCACCAAACCCUGCGGCAAUAUAUGGAGUCUGGGGCUGCAGAUUCGGAACAGCCACGAUGUUACCAAUACCAGGCUGAGGAAGGGCAAGGAGAGGACCCAGACCAGAACCAGGACCCAGACCAGCCACAGCACUCUGACCAGCAGCAGCCUCAGCACUCCCACUACAUGGAAACCACAAGCAGCAGCACUGGCCCAGAAGGCGAGGGUUCCACCACAGACCACCACCACCCCCAGGCAGACACCGCAGACUCGGGCUCAGCAGAUCAUCCAGAGGCUAUGGAGUGUUCUGAGAGCCAGCCUGGCCCUUACAUCAGUAGCAGUGGAACCUACUCCUACCACCCGGAGCCUGAGAUGGAAGAGGCCCCUGAACCUACAUGGUCCCCCAGUUUGGAGAGGCCUUCGAGGGGAGAGGAGGAGGAGGGCGGCGUGGUGGGGGGGUCUGGGGCUCCAGUCGUGGAGGAGGGGGCUGGGAGUGGACCAGGGGUCGCCGUCCCCCACACCAUGGCUGAACUGGAGGAGAUGAUGGAGGUGGUAAUCGUUCAGCAGUUUAAGUGCAAGAUGUGUCCCUACAAGAGUGUCUCCAAAGACACCCUCAUCAACCACAUGAGAGACAGGCACUUCAAACCCACAGGUGGCCCCCCUCCUAAGAAGCGUGGUCGUGGUCGUCCCCGGCGUAGUGAUACGUUGGCCCGUCAGCAGGCUGAGGUGAAACCAGAGCCCCAGCCAGAGGAGCCAGAGGACGAUGACAUUGUAGACGCUGGGGCCAUCGAUGACCCUGAAGAGGACAGUGACUAUAACCCAGCAGAUGAGGACUGUAGGGGCAGACAGCCUGCUCUCCUGCGACAACCUGUCCCCCCUCCCUGCUCCUCCUCCUCCACAGACCGCCCCAGACGCAGGGUGGGGCGACCCAGGAAGUUCACCUACACAGAGGGCAGCUACAACGGCAAGGAAGCAGUAGCAGACGGGACGUCAAAGCCUAAGGGGAGUGUGGAUCCUCAAGGCUCGGAGGAGGCCAGUUCCUCAGGCCUGGGAAAUGGCCCAGGUCCCUUGGCCAAUGGAAACACAGCGGAAGCCGGCAUCAGCCAAUCGGACUCUGAGAACAAAGACCCGUCGUCCAAUGGGAGGCCAGAAGAGCUUUUCCCAAGGAAACGGGGUCGACCCUCCAAGCGGUUCAUCAGAAAGAAAUACAAGAAGUACAUGAACCGCAAGUACUGUAAGUCUCUGAAGCCGCUCCUGAGGCCUCACAGUUGUUGGAUCUGCGGCUCUCGCUUCCUGUCCCAGGAGGACCUGAGGUUCCACGUUGACUCUCACCAAGGAAACGACCCAGAGUGCUUCAAAUGCCUGCAGUGUAACUACCGCUGCAAACGAUGGUCCUCGCUUAAGGAACACAUGUUCAACCACCAGGGGAACAAGCCCUUUAAGUGUGAGGAGUGUGACUACAGCAGUGUGUAUAAGAAGGAUGUCAUCAGACACUCUGCAAUACACAACAAGGACAAGAAAACAAAGUCUGAGUCACAGGUAUCUAAGGUGUUGUCGUUCCCGUGUCCAGUGUGCCACAGAGUCUACCCCAUGCAGAAGAGACUCACUCAGCACAUGAAGACACACAGUACUGAGAAACCACACAUGUGUGACAAGUGUGGGAAGUCCUUCAAGAAGAGAUAUACGUUCAAGAUGCAUCUCCUCACACACAUCCAGAGUGUUGACAACAGCAGGUUCAAGUGUGAGUUCUGUGACUAUGACUGUGACAACAAGAAGCUCUUGCUCAACCACCAGCUGUCCCACACCAACGACCGGCCCUUUAAAUGUGACUACUGUAAAUACUCCACCUCUAAAGAGGACUUCCUGGUCUCACACCUGGCCAUCAAACACACAGGAGAGAAACCGUUCUCCUGUGAGAUGUGCCACUUCAUGACGAAGCACCGUAAGAACCUGCGUCUGCACGUCCAGUGUCGCCACCCGGAGGCGUUUGAGGAGUGGAGUGCUACGCACCCUGAGGAGCCCGUCAGGCGGAGGAGGAGACCCUUCUUCACCCAGCAACAGAUAGAGGAACUCAAACAGCAACAUGACGACACACCGGGCCUACAGAACACUAUACUGGCGGUGGAUCCUGAUACACUACAAGCCAUGCAGACAAUGCAGAACGCCUCAGUCUCCCAAGAUGCAAUGGGAAACACCACCAUCAUCUACGAACAGGCUGGAAACUCAGACCUGUCAGCCCAGAAUGCUUUGGAUCUGCUGUUGAAUAUGAGCAACGCCAGAGAGCUGGUGGGAAACUCACUGCAGGUACAGGUGUUGAAGUCAUCUGACUCCAAUGUUCUAGAAGCAGGCUCCUGGACGGGCGUUACCUCGGCGACAGGGGGAGGGCAAAAAGUAGUGACCUUUCACGUGUCUGAGACCGGCGAGACCCUGGUGCAGGAGGUCCAGGAUGUGCAGGAGGGUUAUGAAGCAGGGACCAAUGAGAAUGGAGAGAUCACCCAGGUGGCCAUCCAGGCCUAUGAGGGGGCAGAAGGCUUCAGUGUGUUGGAACAGGUGGAACAAGCUACAGAGGAGAUCCACAGCACCGGACCUGGGUACAGCAGUGGCGAGGGCAGUCCUCAGCCCAUGGAAGAAGAGGAGGAGGGAACAGAAAUAGUCAGAGAGAAUGGAGAAAAGUACUACCUGACCUCUGGGCUAGGGGAUGGGGUGCUGCAGCAGGUCGAGCUGAGCAGUGAGGCCCCGGGUUCUCCCUCCAUGGUGGGUUCUCCCCAGCAGAACCAGCUCAACCCUAAGAGGUUCUCCUGUCGUAUCUGCAUGGAGUCGUUCCACGGCCGCAGUGACAUGGAGAACCACAAGAGGGCCCAUAUCGACCCCUCCACCUUUAAGUGUCCCGACUGUGACUUCACUGCCUCCUCCUGGCCAGUUGUCAAGACCCACAUGGUCAUGCAUGCCUACCUGAGACCUCACAAGUGUCCCAGCUGCAGCUUUGCCUCCAAGAACAAGAAGGAUCUGAGGAGACACAUGAUGACGCAUACCAACGAGAAGCCCUUCACCUGCCAGAUCUGUGGACAGAGGUUUAACCGUAACGGCCACCUCAAGUUCCAUAUGGAGCGACUCCACAGCCAGGACCCUCCGACAAAGAAGAGCCGCUCUGGAGCAGGCUCCCAGCAGACCAUCAUAGUUAACAGUGACGAGGAGGCUCUCGCCACGCUACAGUCAGCUCUGCAGGCAGGACAGACUAUCAGCCCAGAGCAGCUACAACAGGCCUUGGGUCAGGACCACAUCAUAGUGUCCCAGGAACAAGCCUUGGGUCAGGACCACAUCAUAAUGUCCCAGGAACAAGGCCUGGGUCAGGACCACAUCAUCAUGUCCCAGGAACAAACCUUGGGUCAGGACCACAUCAUAGUGUCCCAGGAACAAGGCCUGGAAGACCAAGAGGAGGCCACGUACAUUCAGCAGAUCACCACAGUGGACGGACAGACGUUACAGUACAUGACAGGAGACAACCAGGUCCAGUAUAUCAUCUCUCAGGAUGGAGUCCAACACUUCCUACCUCAGGAGUACGUGGUGCUAGCAGACGGGAACCACAUCCAGAUGUCAGAUGGCCAGAUCAUCCAGUAUGAGCAUGAUGGUGCCUUCCUGCAGGAGCAACAGAUUGCCCUGAGUCAUGACGGACAGAUCCAGUAUCUUCCCAUCAGUUCAGAACAACAGAUGGUCAGUCCUGAGGACCUGGAGGUUGCUGAACACUCUGCUGUUACUGCGGUAGCAGAUGCAGCCUUGCAACAGACCCAGACGGUCUAUACAGAGGCCACACAAGAACAGCUGGAGCAGCUACAGCAGCAGGGAAUCCAGUAUGAUGUCAUCACCUUCACCGAUGAGUAGAGACCCUCUGUUGGACGGAUGGAAGUCGGGAGGGAUGGCUCUCUGUGAUUACGGACUUGUCUCCUAGUAUGAUGUCUACUAUUGGCUGCCUGAUGUCCGUAUGUAGUGCAGGACUAGUACGGUGGAACCACGAUGACCACGAUGACCUCCAGCAUGGUUCGACAGGACCGGCCCGAGUGAGACAUCAGAGAAUCAAAAAAAUCAUUGUGUAAAAUCAUCCAAAACAGCUACUCAUUAUGCGAUCAAGAUUGGCAAAUCUUGGCAGGGUUUUGCCUAGGUCCAUCCCCUAGAACACACUGCUCUACUCUCUAGGAGCUCUGCCAUGCUUCAGAUACCCAUAACCCACUGCUCUACUCUCUAGGUGCUCUGCCGUGCUUCAGAUACCCAUAACCCACUGCUCUACUCUCUAGGAGCUCUGCCGUGCUUCAGAUACCCAGAACCCACUGCUCUACUCUAGGAGCUCUGCCGUGCUUCAGAUACCCAGAACCCACUGCUCUACUCUCUAGGAGCUCUGCCGUGCUUCAGAAACCCAGAACCCACUGCUCUACUCUCUAGGAGCUCAGAUACCUGGGAUGAAAGAAGCAGCCCUAGAGAGGAUUCUAGUGUCUGGUAGAUCUAUCACUCAUAGUGGGAGUGUUGAAUAGAUGAACUCUCACUGUUAAGUAGAUCUAUAAACAGAAGCUUUUGUAAAUUCUAAAUAUUGUACCCGUCGCUUCUAAGUUAAUCAAUAGGGGCUGAUGUACAUUAAAGAACAAAGUUAGACACGGUUGGAUGAUCUAGACUGUCUGAAAUGCCACCCUAUUUCCUACAUAGUGCACUACUUUUGACCAGGGCCCUUCAAAACUGGUGCACUAAAUAGGGAAUAGUUUGUAUUUUGGUACGUAGGCGUACUCUGUAAUUAUUUAAGAUCUGCGGUUUCCUCAACACCUGCUUUGACUUGCAAGACAAUGUCACAAAAGAAGAAAUUAAAAUGGACUGUGUGAAGACUGCCUCUGGAGGAUCGGAGGACUGUCAGACUACAGGGUUGAUUGUGAUUUGUGGUUUAAAAGGAGUGAUUAAUCAUUCGGUCAUUUGUACAUAACUUUUUGCAUAUGAAGCAUUAUGUUCCAUGAUUUGCUUAAAUGAAAAUUGCUGAAUAAGCUAAAAGCUGAUGCCAAAUAAAUCACAACAUUUACAUAUGAAUCAUUUUGCAGACGCUCUUAUCCAGAGCGAUUUAGAGGAGCAAUUAGGGUUAAGUGCCUUGCUCAAGGGCACAUCAACAGAUUUUUCACCUAGUUAACGCAAAGAUUCAAACCAGUUACCUUUUCGGUUUCUGGCUCAGUGCUCUAAUCGCUAGGCUAGCUGCCACAUUACUACAUUCUGUCAGAUCUUUCACUUCCCUUAUUGUGAUUUUGUUUUCUUAUGCUUUCAUUUUGACCAGAUUAGAAUGUUUUUGUCAUAGAAAAACAAAAUUGAGGUAUUGUGAUACUACUUGAAACUGUGAUACCUGAGCUGGUACCAUGACAACGGUACAACCAAUCAUCCUUCUACUCUAAGCCAAUAAUAAGUGUUCUGAAACUUGUAAAUUACAAGUUAGAGAGACACCCCCCCCCCCCCCCCCCCAAAUGAAGGAAGUGAAUCACAAGGUUGGUCUCGGAACAAUGCAGUAAAAGACCUGUCAACUCCAGUUGCCUUUUUUUGGUUGGUGACUAGGAUGUGUGCGGACAGCUGCACAGCCUCAGUGAGUACUUGACUGAAGAUGAAGAUUCUCUUUCUCUUGAUUCUUCUAUUAGAUGUCCCUGAGAUGGAAGCACAACAGAGGACGGUGGUGAAUGGACAAGCGUUGCUGAGAUUUGUCUUUCCUCCUUUCUACAACGGUUAUGAGAAGUUCUGUUCUAAACUAUAUCCUUGGGGAGUUUCUGUUAUUGUGAAUACCAGAGGAUAUGUCAACGACUUCUACGAGGGAAGAGUAUCCACAACCGAGUACAAUGGUGGAAUGGACGUUGUGAUAUGGAAUUUAAAGCCAGUGGACACUGGCGACUACAGGUGUGCUAUUGUCACCAUUGGAUGGAAUCAUAUCUACAAAGACUAUAACCUCCAGAUUGAUAGUGGUCGACGUAGCGGUCCAGUAUCCCCUCGACCUCCGGUCAGGUCAACCAUCAGCCCCUUCAUCUUCUCUUCCUCAUCAGACACCUCUGGGCCUGUUUUCACCCUGGACCACAGUGACAGCCCCAGUGUUCCCUGGAGCUUUGGUUUACCACUAGCUGCAGGUCUUUGCAUCGCUAUGGUGAUUGUGAUCAGCUCAGUAGUCCUUGUUGUGGUUCAUCACAAAAUCAUCACGAAAAAGAAAUGUGGAGCAACUUCCAGUGACUCAGCUGCACACAUCCUCUCAGAUGUCCUUCAGGAGGAGAGCAGUAUUAUCUACACCACAGUGGACUUCAAGCCUCAUGAGAACCAUACCACUGAGCUGUAUGCUAACCUACAGACACUCCGCAGCCCCAGAAGCACCGACUCACACAGAGAGCCUGCUGGGACAGUGGUGUACUCCACACUGGCUAGCAACCAACGCUGAACCCGAUUUAUCUUUCUGAUGAUCCCAGAACUCCAAUGUUUGAAAACCUGCAUUGUAUAACCUCAACCUGGUUUAGGGCUCUAUUCAAUCAGAUCCACUUUAGUCGAUGAUUAAAGUGUUGUUUUUUUUUGCGGUAUUGGAGGUGGAACUGCCUACAGGUUUAUCAAAUCCACAAGCGGCUCCGGGCAUUAUACCUAAAGGUGGACACUGCCAUUGGCUGCACGGUGUCACAAUAAUAGAAAACCCAUGCAGCUUUGUUUACAAGUUUGAACACUGCAAUGUGAGAUGUAAUCUACACCUCGAAUUAGGCUGAUAAUAUUUUUUUUAUUUGAGCGUCAUUAUUUCUGUUUAUAAACUGGGUGGUUCGAGCCCUGAAUGCUGAUUGGCUGACAGCCGUGGUAUAUCAGACCGUAUACCACGGGUAUGACAAAACGUUUAUUUUUACUCCUCUAAUUACAUUGGUAACCAGUUUAUAAUAGCAAUAAGGCACCCUGGGGGUUUGUGAUAUAUGGCCAAUAUACCAUGGCUAAGGGCUGUGUCCAGGCACUCCGCGUUGUGUCGUGCUUAGAACAACCCUUAGCCGUGGUAUAUUGGCCAUACGGGCCUUAUUGCUUAAAUAGCCUACAUAUUCUUGCUUUGAACUUCUAACAGGAGUGGGACGGGUGCGAUCAUUGUCACGCAGACACAAGAGCAGCUGCUCACCGAUUUGACCGCUCAAACGCAGUUCCACCUCCGACACCGCCAAAACAUCAGCUGUAGGGGUGUCGGCUAUCGCCAGUUAACGCUUGAUUUGCCAUCGUGUUGAUGUUGUGUUGAUAUCAUGGGAUGGUCAGUCGUUGCAUCCACAGCUCUGUCUAUUCAUUUGAGAGUGGUUACAUUUCUCUAGGCCCAUCCCUCAGUUUUUUACCCAAACAGAGGUGGGGUGACCACUUUGUUUCAGAUACAGAUUCUAGCUUUAAGAUUUAUAUCUAUUUUGACUUAUAAACCAUAGAAAUAAUAAAGUAUGAAUCCGCUGCA
Oncorhynchus kisutch (coho salmon) is the source of this 8869-nucleotide messenger RNA. It is a transcript of the gene znf335, whose product is annotated as zinc finger protein 335. Gene Ontology annotation, cellular component: nucleus. The coding region runs from base 130 to 5301 and encodes 1723 amino acids. The transcript is spliced from 35 exons. NCBI's taxonomy places the organism in Eukaryota, Metazoa, Chordata, Actinopteri, Salmoniformes, Salmonidae. The record is from RefSeq and is a predicted model, not a curated record. Gene Ontology annotation, biological process: positive regulation of transcription by RNA polymerase II; brain development; positive regulation of neurogenesis. Gene Ontology annotation, molecular function: RNA polymerase II cis-regulatory region sequence-specific DNA binding.